Molecule: messenger RNA, 2358 nt
Organism: Sinocyclocheilus rhinocerous
Lineage: Eukaryota; Metazoa; Chordata; Actinopteri; Cypriniformes; Cyprinidae
Product: short transient receptor potential channel 3-like
Exons: 10
Coding region: 1-2277 (758 amino acids)
Biological process (GO): regulation of cytosolic calcium ion concentration; calcium ion transmembrane transport; single fertilization
Cellular component (GO): cation channel complex; plasma membrane
Molecular function (GO): protein binding; inositol 1,4,5 trisphosphate binding; store-operated calcium channel activity
Source: RefSeq, a predicted model, not a curated record
AUGUCCAUGAAAGGCAGAGGAUCCAAAUACCAGAAAAGAGUGUCGUUUUCUGAGGAUGAAGAUGACCAGUGCUGGAAAGAGGAGAACGGCGGUGUGGACGCACAUCACCUGAAAUCCGUCAAGACGGUCAGGGAUCCAUCGGGAUAUUACCGGUACAACAUGAAAUCUUCGGAUAGUUUCCCCCAUCGCAGGAUGACCCUACCGCGAGAAAAGGGCCGACGACAGGCGAUUCGCGGACCGGCGUUCAUGUUCAACGCCCGUGGCAGCAGCCUCACGCCGGAGGAAGAGCGCUUUCUGGAAGCGGCGGAGUACGGUAACAUCCCGGUGGUCCGGAAGAUGCUGGAAGAAUCACCCACGCUCAACGUGAACUGUGUCGACUACAUGGGACAGAACGGGCUACAGCUGGCCGUCGGCAACGAACACCUGGAGGUCACCGAGCUGCUCCUGCGGCGAGACAACCUGGCCCGUGUCGGGGAUGCGCUCCUGCUGGCGAUUUCUAAAGGUUACGUGCGUAUCGUGGAGGCCCUGCUGGGACAUCCGUCCUUUGCGGGCGGCGAACGACUCACCCGCAGCCCCUGCGAGCUGCAAGACGAUGACUUCUACUCCUACGACGAGGACGGCACACGGUUCUCGCCCGAUAUCACUCCUAUCAUCCUGGCUGCCCACUGCCAGAAAUACGAGGUCGUGCACAUGCUGCUGAUGAAGGGCGCCAGGAUCGAGCGGCCGCAUGACUACUUCUGCAAAUGCGCCGACUGCACGGAAAAGCAGAGGAAGGACUCGUUCAGUCACUCGCGCUCCAGGAUAAAUGCGUACCGCGGACUGGCCAGUCCGGCGUAUCUCUCUCUGUCCAGCGAAGACCCGGUACUGACUGCGCUGGAACUGAGCAAUGAGCUCACCAAACUCGCCAACAUCGAGAAAGAGUUUAAGAAUGACUACAGGAAGCUGUCUAUGCAGUGUAAAGACUUUGUGGUUGGCGUUUUGGAUCUGUGCAGGGACACGGAGGAGGUGGUGGCCAUCUUGAAUGGAGAUAUAUCUGCUGAACUCGAGGAAGGCCAGCAUCAUCGCUGCCUGCUCAGUCGAGUCAAACUGGCCAUUAAAUACGAGGUUAAGAAGUUUGUGGCUCAUCCGAACUGUCAGCAGCAGUUGCUGACGAUCUGGUAUGAGAAUCUGUCUGGUCUUCGGGAGCAAACCAUUGCAGUGAAGUGUCUGGUGGUUUUGGUGGUGGCGCUGGGACUCCCUCUGCUAGCUGUGGGGUAUUGGUUUGCCCCAUGCAGUAAACUUGGUAAAAUACUACGCAGUCCUUUUAUGAAGUUUGUUGCUCAUGCGGCCUCCUUUAUCAUCUUCCUGUGUCUGCUGGUGUUCAAUGCAUCCGAUCGGUUUGAAGGCAUCACCACCCUUCCCAACGUCACCGUCACUGACCACCCGCUCCAGAUCUUCAGAGUCAAGACCACACAAUUCUCCUGGACAGAAAUACUGAUCAUGGUCUGGGUAGCAGGAAUGAUGUGGUCGGAGUGUAAGGAGCUCUGGACGGAGGGUCCGAGGGAAUAUAUCAUGCAGCUGUGGAAUGUUCUGGAUUUCGGCAUGCUCUCCAUCUUCAUCGCUGCAUUCACCGCCCGCUUUUUCGCCUUCCUACAGGCAAUGAAAGCCCAGGAGUAUGUGGAUGAGAACAUCCACGCUCCAGACCUCUCACUGGUCACGCUGCCGCCGGACAUCAAAUAUUUCACAUACGCGAGAGACAAGUGGCUUCCAUCGGAUCCUCAACUGAUCUCUGAGGGUCUGUACGCCAUCGCUGUGGUCCUGAGCUUCUCUCGUAUCGCCUACAUCCUCCCGGCCAAUGAGAGCUUCGGGCCGCUGCAGAUCUCUCUGGGACGAACCGUGAAGGACAUCUUCAAGUUCAUGGUCCUCUUCAUCAUGGUCUUCCUCGCAUUCAUGAUUGGCAUGUUCAUCCUUUACUCUUACUACCUGGGGGCAAAGCUGAACCUCUUCACCCAGUCUAGCAUGAGGAUGCCGAACUCUCACAGCUUCAACAGCAUCCUAAAUCAACCCACACGCUAUCAGCAAAUUAUGAAGCGUCUCAUCAAACGCUAUGUACUGAAAGCACAAGUGGACAAAGAAAAUGAUGAAGUGAACGAAGGCGAGCUGAAGGAGAUCAAGCAGGAUAUUUCCAGUCUGCGAUAUGAGCUGCUGGAGGAGAAAUCUCAGGCCACAGAAGAACUCUCACUCCUCAUACAGAAACUCAGUGACAAACUCAACCCGCGACCUGUCCAUCUACACUGACACAAAUCAACGGUGAAGUCAUUCUUUAUGUGAAAUACUUUAUUCUAUUCCUCUUUAAUAUGCAGAGAUCCCGAGCUUUGU